UUUGUUUGUAUAAAAAAAUCAAAGCAAAAGGGUGUUUUUAAUUCACACUUAAUGAAUAAAUUUGUAAUUUAUUUCUAUAAUAUUAACUUUUUAUAACAUAUUGUUAAGUUAAUUACUGAAUCUGUAGGUAAAUAUUGUUAAAAUUUCCACCAUUUGACAUUGUUAACUACGUAAACAUAAGAUUUUCUAGGUAAAAUAGGUGAAUCAUAUAACUAUUUAAAAAAAAUGUCUAGCACAAGUGUUGAAAAUAUAGGCGCAGACUUUCAAGAAUAUGAUGGAUCAGGCAAUAUGUGUUUGGAGUUGGCAUUAGAAGGUGAACGUCUGUGCAAAGCAGGAGAUUGUAAAGCAGGAGUGGCCUUUUUCCAAGCUGCUAUUCAAGCUGGCACAGACGAUUUGAGAACCCUUAGUGCCAUUUACAGUCAGCUGGGAAAUGCCUAUUUUUAUUUGGGGGACUAUGGAAAGGCUAUGCAGUAUCAUAAACACGACCUAACUUUAGCAAGGACCAUGGGAGACAAACUAGGAGAAGCCAAAUCUUCUGGUAACUUAGGUAACACCUUGAAAGUGAUGGGUAGAUUUGACGAAGCUGUUGUUUGCUGCAAGAGACAUCUGGAACUAUCAAGGGAACUAGGAGACAAACUAAGUGAAGGUAGAGCUUUGUACAAUUUGGGAAAUGUGUAUCACGCAAAAGGAAAGCAUAUAGGUAGAGUUGGCAACAAGGAUCCUGGUGAUUUUCCUGAAGAUGUCAAAGGAUGUUUACUCCAAGCUGUAACAUAUUAUGAAGAGAAUCUAACAUUAAUGCAAGAUCUAGGCGACAUAGCGGCACAAGGACGUGCUUGUGGAAACUUGGGCAAUACGUUUUAUCUACUAGGUGAUUUCGCCCAGGCGAUUCGGUACCACGAAGAACGUCUAUCGAUAGCUAGACAAUUCGGAGACAAAGCUGCCGAGAGAAGAGCACAUAGCAACUUGGGAAAUUCACAUAUAUUUAUGGGACAAUUCGAAGAAGCUGCUCACCACUACAAGAGAACACUUUCCUUGGCCCAGGAACUCUGCGACCAAGCUAUCGAAGCUCAAGCGUGUUACAGCUUAGGAAACACUUACACUUUGUUAAGAAACUAUGAUGCUGCGAUAGAAUAUCAUCUGAGACACCUCCUGAUCGCUCAGAAUCUAUCAGACAAAGUUGGAGAGGGUAGAGCGUGUUGGUCUCUCGGUAAUGCUUACGCGUCACUAGGAAAUCACGAUAAAGCUCUUAGCUUUGCCAAGAAACAUCUAGAAAUAAGCAAAGAUUUGGGUGAUUCGAUGGGCGAAGCUACAGCAAAAAUGAACAUCGCUGAUCUGAAAAAGAUACUGGAUAUACCCGAAAGUCCCAGCGACGAUUCGGACAUGACGAAGUCUGACAGCUCUAACAAUGUAGGUCAUUCGCAAUUACAUAGGGUGAGGCGUGAAAGCAUGGAACAGCUUAGCCUGAUUAAGUUGACUCCAGAUGGCAAACGUCCAGGUCUCUCUUUACCACAGAAGAAUUCUCUAGCCUCCAUUAAAGCAACGGGAGGCGAAGAAGACGACUCAUUCUUCGAUCUGCUAUCACGAUUCCAGUCGAAGAGAAUGGACGAUCAACGGUGCUCGCUUACCAUCGACAACAAAGAAAAUAGGAACACGAAUAACAUUCAGUACAACAACGAAACUCCAGAGGACCUCAUCGACAUGAUCGCCGGAAUGCAGAGCAAGAGAAUGGACGAACAGAGAGUAUCACUGCCUCAUUUACCAGGUUUACAAUCCAACUCCCGCCAAAGACUCUCCGAACCGAACCGUUCGAAUAGCGUCAACAGCGUGCCUGACGAUAACUUCUUAGAUCAGUUGGUGCGAUGCCAAGGUUCGCGUUUGGAAGACCAGAGAUCUCCACUGCCGGCUGCAGCGGUCGACGCUGAAACGGACCCGCCACCUCCCGCGAGCAAUAGCAAAAGCGGAGCCACAGUUCCUGACGAGGAUUUCUUUUCCCUGAUCAUGAGAUUCCAGUCGGGUAGAAUGGAUGACCAAAGGGCGUCGGUGCCACGAAGGGAAACUAGAAUGGCAAAUGGUAGUGUCCCCCAUCCACCUCCAGAUAACGUAAAUAACAACGUAAGAAGUUCUUCCGGGAAAAAGAAAAAGUAAUGCGGAAGAUCGGUGGUUUUAGCUAGUUUUUUCAAUAAUUCAAAUUUCUACUUAUAGGAGAAGAAUAUAGAAUUUUCUGGACUGAUAUAAAAAGUUUUCACUAGAUUUUAAGGAAACAUUCCGGUUCUAAAGAGAUUUAAUCAUUUGAAUCUUGGAAAUGCUCGAUAUAGUUAAAAUUUGAUACAGUUUUUUCUUUUUAAAGUGCCAAAAUGUUUUAUAAAACGACUAUUGUCAUAAAAUACUUCGAACUAAAGGUAAAGAGAGACAAAAUUUCAUUUCUAUAAAUCCUGUUCAGCAACGUGUUCAAAAUAUUCAUCUCUGCUUUUGACAUCGUUUUUCAGUCUAUAUUUUUUAAUAUUUAAGUGUAGAUGUAUAAGUUAAAGCCUCCUUUACACAUCGGCAGACGCGUCUGCGCCUGCGGACGACAUCUAGUAUGGAUCCGCAGAUGUGUAGAUGGAGUAAUUUGGUCGUCUGUGGUUGGUGUAUCACGUCGGCUGAAGCAUCAGCAAUGCAUCCAUUUGUUGUCGGUUUUUCUAGCAGAGAUCAAAGGAUUUCAGUACGAACAGACUAAACGACCUACAGAUGUGUGGUCAGCUUGUGAUGAUACAUAUGCCGAUGUAGAGGAGGCAUAAGGAAAACGAUGACCAGGAAGGCGGAGGAUUUCCUGGCUGAAAAAUCUAUGUACGUGGUUCCACACAACAACCACAAAUCUUAUCAGCGCAGCAUUGUGCAAAUAUAGAUUGCCAUAAUGGUCGCCAGCAUCCGAAACAUGUGCUACAAUAAGACGAAGUGUAUAUGAAGUCAGUUCUGAUAGAUUACAAUUUCACGUGAAAUUCCUAAAGUUUAUUUUAUAAUUUUUGAUUUUAGCUGUGUAUACUACUUUAUUUAUUUCUAAAUAUAUAAUUUUCUUUAACGAAAAUACAGCAAAAAGUGAGGUUAUAAAUUUUGUAUGUCCCAAGUGUCAUAUGUCAAUACUAUACUCUAAUCGUAGACUUAUACAGAGUGAGUCUGUAAUUUGGAAAAAAUUCAAUAUCUCAAACACUAAUUGUUUUUUUGAAAAAUGCUCAGACCCGUUGAGUAGUAUUUCAAAUUGUCCUUUUUGACAUACAAUAAUAAUGUAUACAGGGUGUCCCAAUUUAGAGAUAUGACUCAUCGUUAAUUUUCUUAAAUGACAAAGUUAUGUCUGUAAUUUGGAAUAAAUUCAGUAGUUUAAAUACUAAUUGUUUUUUUGAAAAAUGCUGAGACCCGUCGAUUAGUAUUUCAAGUAAUCCUUGUUGACAUACAAUAAUAAUGUAUACGUCCCAAUUUAGAGAUAUAACGUCAUCGUUGAUUUUCUUAAAUGGCAACACUGUCAUUUUGAUAGCUAUUUUGAUGCGGUGUGUAAAGUUAUACACAACUGUAAAAUUUCAAAUUUUUAUUUGCUACCAUUUACAAGAUAAUAAAAAAUAACAAAGUUAUGAAAAACAAGUAAUCAAAUAAUAAUUGAAUUUAAUUAUUUCAAUUAAGCAAAUAUUCAUAAUGUUGCCCUCAAUUAUUGUCAAAUUGUCAAUGGCAACGUUAUGAGCAUUUGCUUAAUUGAAAUAAUUAAAUUCAAUUAUUCGAUUACUUGUUUUUCAUAACUUUGAUAUUUUUUAUUAUCUUGUAAAUGGUAGGGAAUAAAAAUUUGAAAUUUUACAGUUGUGUAUAACUUUACACACCCUAUAUCAUAUCUCUAAAUUGGGACACCCUGUAUACAUUAUUAUUGUAUGUCAAAAAUGACAAUUUGAAAUACUAAUCGACGGGUCUGAGCAUUUUUCAAAAAAACAAUUAGUAUUUUAAUUAUUGAAUUUAUUCCAAAUUACAGACUCUCUCUGUAUACCUCUAUGACUGUAAUGUAUAGUAUUAUAAAGAUGGCGUUUUAAUGCAAAAAAAUGUAGUUAACGGGCUAAUAAAUAGGGCUUUUCAACGCUUCUCAUUUGUUUCGGACUUCUGUCAUAUGUCGUAUAAUCUGUGUAUAAUUGUAAUAUAGGACAUAUGACAGUAGCCCUAAAAAAACGAAAAGCGUUGAAAAGCACUAUUAGGAGAUCUAUAAUUUUUUUAUAAACGAAAUUGUUUACUAUUUUGGCAGAAAGAGCAUUUUCAAGAUAAAAUGUGUAUACUAAUAUUAAUUUUUUAUAGAGAUUUAUUUUCUUUAGGAAAAGUUUUUUAAUUUUUUAUUGAAGGUCUUAUAAAUCAAAAACACCCAUAUAAUUCAAAAAAAUUGGAAAGGAAGUGAUCUAUUUCCUUCCGUCUACAUAGAGCUUUUCAUCGCUUCUCAUUUGUUUUGGGCACUUAUCAUGUCUCACAUGAACGUAUUAUAUGACACAUGUCAAGUGCCCGAAACAGAUGAAAAGUCCUAUAGGGCUUUUCAUCGAUUGUCAUUUGUUUCGAGCUUUUGUCAUAUGUUGUAUAAUCUGUGUAUAAUAUUAAUAUAUUGUUGCAAAAUUGACUUUUCUAUGAUCUUUUAGGCACUAAUGUUUAAUUUUAGUUGACUUUAUUUGUUUUUAAUAACUUACAACUAAACAAAUGAAAAACACUGAAUUUAUAUCCUUUAUUUUACAAAUUACGAUAUCUAAUUUAUUUAUUACACUAGAUCUAAUAAUUUAUCUACAUAAUUACAAUUUCAAAAAUAUACCGCGCCCGUUACAUAUCAAAGUACACCGACGUUUUCAAAUUCACAACUGUCCUGCUAAUUACAAAAACCUACUAUUUAUACAACAUUCAAUGUUCUAGAAAUAAAUAACAUCUCGAAUAGUAUUUACAAGAAACAAGAAACUCUUACAGGGUGCUCGCCACUGGGCGGCUUCCCUCUAUGUUAUUUUACAUUACUUAUGCAUAUUGCUUAUUGUUUGUAAUGAGACAGAUUGCAAUAAACAUUGGAUGUUAAUAAAAAGAA
This is a messenger RNA of Diabrotica virgifera virgifera (western corn rootworm), 5059 nucleotides long. It is a transcript of the gene pins, whose product is annotated as G-protein-signaling modulator 2. The transcript is spliced from 9 exons. Bases 226 to 2145 code for a protein of 639 amino acids. Lineage: Eukaryota; Metazoa; Arthropoda; Insecta; Coleoptera; Chrysomelidae. The record is from RefSeq and is a predicted model, not a curated record. Gene Ontology annotation, molecular function: protein binding; GTPase regulator activity.